Henningerozyma blattae CBS 6284 is the source of this 708-nucleotide messenger RNA. RefSeq names its product Psy3p (gene PSY3). The record is from RefSeq and is a predicted model, not a curated record. Gene Ontology annotation, biological process: recombinational repair. The transcript has 2 exons. Gene Ontology annotation, cellular component: Shu complex; nucleus. Bases 1 to 708 code for a protein of 235 amino acids. Lineage: Eukaryota; Fungi; Ascomycota; Saccharomycetes; Saccharomycetales; Saccharomycetaceae.
AUGGAAAUAUUAAAGAAUUGUAAAAUAUAUCCACUUUCUAAGUUUUAUAAACCAAAUUAUCAAUAUUAUCAAUUACCACCCGGUAUUAAACCUAAUGAGAAUCUUGAUACUAGUAAAAUAUCGAAAUUACAUCUAAUAGAAUAUGGCUUCGAAAUCACUCCUUUGAAACGAUCGUUAUUAACAACAAUGUUAAUGAUGGAAGAUGUUGGAAACGUUUUAAUUAUUGAUAUAGUAUCUAUUUGGUUAGGCACUAUUGAAAUGAUGAAUAUGAAGCAAAAGAAGAAAAUCAAUUAUUUAAAUUGUAUCAGUAAUAUUAAAGAAUUAAAUAAUUUUUUGUCACAAUUGAUUGAAACACCAAUUGUAGCAUUAAGACGAUGUCAGCAAUUUGAAAAUGUUGAUGAAGUAAUACAAAGAAGAUUAGAUGGUAUAUUUAUUGAUAAUGUUUCAUACUUACAAGAUUUUAAUGAAGAUCAAAAGGGUAAUUCUCAAAUGUACGAUGAAUUGAAUAAGAUGAUAAGAAAAGUUAGAGAAGUGUUUGGUUGUUGGGUAGUCAGUAUUAGUUAUGGAAAUGAAUAUUAUGAGGGAGUCGAAGGUUGUUUGAAUGUCAAGAGCCAUUCUAUAAGUGGAGUGCCAAUAAGUUUUUUAAAUGGAAUGGAUAUGAUAGUUUUAAGAGAGAGUGAAGGUAUGGGUAGAGUUAUUCGAAGUUAA